This is a messenger RNA of Bombus pascuorum, 1707 nucleotides long. RefSeq names its product glutathione S-transferase 1-1-like. The coding region runs from base 791 to 1456 and encodes 221 amino acids. Gene Ontology annotation, biological process: glutathione metabolic process. The record is from RefSeq and is a predicted model, not a curated record. The transcript has 7 exons. NCBI's taxonomy places the organism in Eukaryota, Metazoa, Arthropoda, Insecta, Hymenoptera, Apidae. Gene Ontology annotation, molecular function: glutathione transferase activity.
UAGGCUCUAUAUAUAAAACGAUAGAACGAUUCGCUGCAAACAUUUGCCUACGAUUUGUUACGCUGCAACCCGUUUAUCGUAAAACAUCGCGGCUGUUUUGGAUUUCAAUCGUAACCGCCUGCAGCCUGCAACGAAACGUUGUUCGUGGAUUAAUACGAUUUUCCCUGUCGUGGCCGUCAACAUUGGCCGACAACGUGCACCCGUAACCAUAGUCGUACCUGCACCUGUAUCCGUAGCUACCCGGUACUCGUAUCCAUAUCCGUGCCAGCACUCAUACCAGCUUCCACGAUCGCCUCCGCAUCCGCCAACCUAUCACGAAGCGACGCGAUUACUUUUCAGUUUCAAUCGCGACCACCCGAGGCUUGUUUUCAUAUCGAUCGCUACCGAUGCAGCCUUCGAACGCGUCCAGCAAUAUCGUCGUUACACUUUGACGCUUAUGUUUGGCGUUACGACAUCACUAUGGUAACUUGAUGUACCGUUCGACGUUAUGUAUUUGCUUUUGCUUCGCUGGACGUAUUCGAGUUCUAUUCGCGAAACCUACGGAUUUCCUGCGGUGUAGCCAGUUAAUCGGCGAGAAACCUGUGUCUCUCGUUUACAUGAUCGAGUUAUACUCUGAGCGACCAUACUCUUGGAGAAAGAUUUCCAUAAAAAUCCGCACGAUCUGGUCAAUACCCUUCCAAUCCAUAGGAUCUGAGACACGGUAAUCAUGUGAAUUUGUAUGCGAGCCGAGAAGCAAAAGAAGGAAGAGAAAACGACGUUGACACGAACAAGGUAAAGGAAGAUCGAAAAGAUGCCAAUUGAUUUAUACAGUCUUGCGUAUAGUCCGCCAUGUCGGUCGGUUCUACUACUGGCAAAAGCGAUUGGAGUCCACUUGAACUUGAAAACGGUUUCCCCCAUGGACGGAGAACAUAUGAAGCCUGAUUUCCUAAAGCUAAAUCCUCAGCACGUGAUACCAACGAUGGACGAUAACGGAUUCGUUCUGUGCGAAAGUCGACCAAUUAUGGGAUAUUUGGUGAGCAAGUAUGCCAAAAACGACUCUUUGUAUCCAAAAGAUCCGAAGAAGAGAGGCAUGGUGGACCAAAUGCUAUACUUUGACGUCGGCUCGCUUCACGAGAACAUGAUUAAAUGCUACUAUCCAGUAGCGUUACACGGAGCACACUCCCUAAACGAAGAAGAUGUACAAGCCGUAGAAAAGUCAUGCGAAUUGUUGAACACGUAUCUGGAAAAUAGCGAAUUCGUUGCCGGUGAUACUCUUACCAUCGCUGAUUUUGCCAUCCAUACGACUAUUUGCAUUUUGUUGUGCUUCGACUUCGAUAUUGGUCGAUACGACAAUGUGGCUGCCUGGUACAAUCGUUGCAAGCAACUCCUGGAUAAAUUCGGUUUCGAGGAUGUGCACGCCCCUGGGACAAAAAUGUUUACCGAAUUGUAUCAGGCGAAUUUAGGAAAAUCUAGUUAACUUCGAGGUUGUAGAAUAGGAUGAUAGAACCGUGAACUCGAUGCUCGUAUACCGAUGAUCGAGAUUAGACAUGAAACCUAUUCCAUCGUUUCGUAGAUCAUCGUUUCGUUUAACGAGAACUUUGUCUCGUUAAGAAUAAUUUUCAUCAAAGAAGGUAUUGAAAUCAUCAAUUAUUUAUUAUAGCUUAAAUUGAAAGACAAAUAUAAUUAAAUAACGAGUAUAUAAAUAAAAUACAACAUUUAUUUUCUAAU